AUGGUCAAUGAAGAAAUAUUACGGGAAUUUGACCCCCUCAGCGGUAGGAAUACCGCAACAACCAGCACGAAGCCAAGCCCAGAGCAGACAUCCGAACAACAAAGUGACAAUUCCACUCAUAUAUCGGGACAAGACUUGCGGGAUGAAUCUCAUGGUCGCGUCGAAUCUGAAAGAGAGGACCCGCCUCUAGGAUUCCAAUUGUUCAUCCAACAACUCAAAACACCGGAAGCUGAACCGAUUGUGAAAUAUUUGAAGUCAUUCCUCCAUAACUUCUGCACUAGGAGAGUUCUAUGGAGCGCUUCCGAACAACAGAAAUUGAUUUCGGACUUCAAAACGUUUAUAUAUGACAAACUGUUGGUCUUUGAGCCCUUCAAAUCGUUAACAGAGUCACAGUUAACCAACGCUCAAGAGGGUCUGGAGAAACUCAUCAUGGGGAAGCUUUACAGCAGGUGCUUCUCGCCGUCGUUGAAGGAUUCUUUGAACGUCAAGUUGGAUGAUGAGCAUGAGGGGGACUUGCUUGGGGAUAUAAAACUACGAGCGAAAACCGAGGAAUACCAGUUUAUAGAGUUGGAAAAUUUGGAUAUCUCUACUGAGAUUUCUACAAAGUUGAACAAGUUUAUGAAACUAGCGAUUAAUGAACUCAGUAAGAUUAAUAAGUUCAAGGCUCCUCGCGAUAAAGUUGUUUGUAUUUUGAACUGUUGCAAAGUUAUCUUUGGUUUACUGAGACACAACAACUUGGAUAAAGAAGGUGCCGAUAGUUUUAUACCGUUGCUCAUAACUGUUGUUUUGAAGGGGAAUGUUGGGAAUCUCUAUUCUAACGUCAAAUAUAUCGAAAGGUUUAGGGACAACAAGUUUAUGAAAAGCGAGGAAACGUACUAUUUGAGUAGCGUCCUUGGGGCUAUAAAUUUUAUUCAAGAGAUGGAUGAAUCGACGUUGACCAUUGCAGACAGGGAUACUUUCCGGAAAAAAUAUCUGAGCAACCAGGACACGCUGGAGGAACAACGUCGCAAAGAGACAGACGAGACUGUGAAUAAUAACAAUGACACUUUAUUGCCCACUACUCUAGACGACGUGACAAACAGCAUGGCCACCAUGGUCAACGAUUUCCUGCUUUCGUACGGCGGGAAGAACGCAACGGGCGUCACGCCCACACAGCCUACAGUGGCCAACGACCAAAAUGCCACCCAGGAGAUCGCAGAGCAAGAAAACGACGCCCACAUCAACAGACUGAUACUUCAACUGGAAGAGAGGGACAAUGAGGAGGCGCUGGACACGUUGCAGUCAAUGUUCCCGGACAUAGACAAGGACAUUAUCCACGACAUCGGUGAGGCGAAACGGUACAGAAUCGGCGAGUGUGUCGAUGCGCUGUUACAGAUAUUCAAUUAG
Messenger RNA from Huiozyma naganishii CBS 8797, 1386 nucleotides. It is a transcript of the gene VPS9, whose product is annotated as guanine nucleotide exchange factor VPS9. Lineage: Eukaryota; Fungi; Ascomycota; Saccharomycetes; Saccharomycetales; Saccharomycetaceae. Gene Ontology annotation, biological process: vesicle-mediated transport. Gene Ontology annotation, molecular function: small GTPase binding; ubiquitin binding; guanyl-nucleotide exchange factor activity. Gene Ontology annotation, cellular component: cytosol; endocytic vesicle. The transcript has a single exon. The coding region runs from base 1 to 1386 and encodes 461 amino acids. The record is from RefSeq and is a predicted model, not a curated record.